ACCGUUUCCACUCCCACUGUAGUCCGGCUUUAUUCGCAGUCAGCUAGUAGCAUAGCUAACAGCUAGCGGACCCGCUUACCGCCGCCGUACUUUCAGUAAGAAGCCAGUGUAUAUCGCACCAGAUCUUCGGGGAUUUUAGAAAUUUUUCACAAUGAAGAACAUCAAGAUGCCAUCCUGACGUCCACUCGGGGGUCAACGACGCUCUGUCGGCGACUGACAUGGAUGCAAGUGACAUUAAGGACGAAUGCAAAAAUCCCAAGUUGUUGUGAGCUGUGCGUUUGUGGAUGUGAAACUUUCAGCCGAAGUGGAACCAUUCAUCCCACAGAAAAAAGGUCUCGAAGGAUCCCUGAUCAGUAUGAGUCUUCUCGGAGAGCCAGCAAGUGGAGGAGGAGGUGGUGAAGGCAUACGAGGGAGUAAUGGAGGGGUUGAAACCACUCCUAUACCGAGCUACCUCAUCACCUGUUACCCUUUUGUGCAGGAGAACCAACACAACAGGCAACAUCUAAUGUACAAUGGAGGGGAGCCGCGCUGGCAGCAGCCUAACCCAAGCCCUGGUGGUCCCUACCUUGCCUACCCAAUCAUGUCCUCCCCUCAGCCACAUGUGUCCAAUGACUAUGCCUACUACCAGAUUAUGCCUGCCCCGUGUCCCCCAAUGAUGGGAUUCUACCAAACAUUCCCUGGCACCUAUGCAGGGCCACUGCAACCUGGGGUUGUUAACCAAGUUUCGGCAGAUGUUGGUGAUAGGACUCUCCCUGUUGUGCCAACUUAUGGGAUGACAAAUCAACGAGAAAGAGGCAUGGUCCAACCUAAUCUCCCAAAGCAUCAGGUAAGUGUUUGCCAGCCUCCGAGGGGUCGCCGUCCCCCACCCAGGAAUGUAAUGAUCCAGAAGGAGGUGUGCACAAUUGGACCUGAUGGUAGAAGUAAGAAAGUUCUACUGGUGGAUGCAGCUCAGCAGACAGAUUUCCCAAUUGAGGUGUCCGGGCAGUGUACUGCAGAGCAGGCCAGUCCCCUGCUGUGGAAGAACCGAACAAAGAAGCUGCAGUCAUCUAAUCUGUCUGAAAGCUACUAUGAUCAGAGCACCAGUGAGGCGGAUAUAGACAGCGACAGUGGCUACUGUAGCCCCAAACAUAACCAGGCAGCAGGGGUAACACAGCGAACAAUGGAGACCUCUACAACAUCCACAGUAUGGCAAAAGGGGGUUGAGACUGGUGUAAUGACAACAGGUACAUGGGCAAAUGUAGCUUCUCAGGCUACCCAUAAUUCCUGGGGAGACAGGAAUGGCCAAUUUCACAGAGCAGACCACAGGAAGAAUCAUGAACAGAGGAGCUUCACACAGGAUUUUCAUAGUGGUUGUCCAAAGCAUGUUCAGACAAACCAGUCAGAACAAAGACUGCAGCCAGUGGUGGCCACAAAUGAUGGGCUUAAUCCAAAGCCUCUUUACUUUGAGGAUGAAGAUGAGUUCCCAGAUUUACCCACUUUAAGUGCUACCCAGCGUGGCACCAAAGUAGAACCAACUCCAGCCAUGACGCAAAUGCAGCCUAAACUACAUAAAAACGUGAUAGAACACCUACCACAGAACUCCCCUAUCAGCAUUGUGCAGACACCAAUCCCAAUUACCACAUCUGUUGCCAAGAGAGCCAAAAGCCAUAGGAAAAAGGCCCUGGCUGCUGCCUUGGCCACUGCUCAAGAAUACUCUGAGAUCAGCAUGGAACAGCAGAAAUUAAAGGAGGCGCUCACCAAGACAGCAGGCAAGAAGAGCAAAACUCUUGUCGAGCUGGACUUAGGAGACAUGCUGGCAGCAUUGGCUAAAGAGCAGCAGUCGAUGAAGGCCAGACAACUCACCAAUACCAAGCCAUUGUGUUUUACAGUUGGAACAACUGCUUCAUUCCACAGAUCUGGUUCUACUAACUUUGCAGCCAUGUUGAAGGGUCAUCAACAACCACACUUGGCCUCCUCUAACACUAUGGAUUCUAGUGCUCCUCGUAUAAAACGAGCAAAGGAGCGGGAGAUCCCUAAAGUCAAGCGACCGACUGCCCUAAAGAAGAUUAUUUUAAAGGAGCGAGAAGGCAAAAAAGGCAAAACACACAUAGAUCAAGAGUCAUCCGGCCAAGAAGAGCACGAGAACGAUUGUUUACAUUUUACUGAAGAUCUAUCGCAGGAACCUGCAUCUCAAGAAGAAAACGGUCUCAGUGUUCCCAGUGACACGUCGCUGUCCCCCGCCAGUCAGAAUUCUCCAUACAGCAUCACCCCUGUGUCCCAGGGUUCUCCUUCAAGCUCUGGCAUCGGUAGUCCCAUGGCUUCCAACACAAUUACAAUAAUACACAGUCGACGUUUCCGAGAGUACUGUAGCCAAGUGUUGAGCAAGGAGAUAGAUGAGAGUGCAACAGUGCUGCUACAGGAACUGGUCCGCUUUCAGGAGUGUGUGUACCAGAAUGACCCCAAUGAUGCAAAGUCGGAGCGCCGUCUCGUCAUGGGUCUCAGAGAGGUCACUAAGCACAUGAAGUUGUCUAAGAUAAAGUGCGUCAUUAUCUCUCCCAACUGUGAAAAGGUCCAAGCCAAAGGUGGCUUGGAUGAAGCUCUGUACAAUGUUAUUGCUAUGGCCAGAGAUCAGGGGAUUCCAUUCGUGUUUGCCCUAGGCAGAAAAGCGCUGGGGCGCUGUGUCAACAAACUGGUUUCUGUUACCGUUGUUGGCAUCUUCGACUAUUCCGGAGCUGAGGGUCUGUUUGACCAUCUUGUGUCGCUAACAGAAGAGGCUCGAAAGGCCUACAAGGUAAUGGUAUCAGCUCUUGAACAGGAGAAAGCUGAGGAGAAACAUGUCAAAAAAGUGGGACAUACACGCAACCACUCUGCUGCUUCUGCGGUUUCCUUUUGCUCCUUCAUCUCUGAGCCCAUCUCAGAGGUCAAUGAAAUGGAGUAUGAGACCAACUGGAGAAGUAUGGUGGAAAAUUCAGAUGCCCCGGAGCCAGUUGAGCCUGAAAAAUGUUGCGCUCCGCUCAAAGACAAUGAGACCCCAGAGGUUUCCACAAGUGCUGUCUCGCCCAGCACCAUUGCCGUGUUAGGGAGGGCCGUCCCACAGGGUAACGGGGAGCAGGACGAGGUCCGCACCGAUGACCGCCUGGAGCUUGCCUCUCAGCAGAGCACAGAGACGGGAUCGCUAGAUGGCAGCUGUAGGGGCCCACUAAAUUCCUCCAUCACCUCCACUACCUCUACCUUGGUUCCCGGGAUGUUGGAAGAGGCGGACGAGGAGGACGAGGAGGAAGAGGACUACACACCUGAGCCUAUCUCGGAGGAGGUGCCUACCCUCAGCAGCCGUAUUGAGUCGUGGGUGUCAAAGACCCUGGAGAACCUGCAGCUGAGAAAAAGCCAGGACAGCACAGAGGAGGAUGAAGAAGAGGAGGAUGACGACGAGAGCGUGCAGAGCGAGGAUGAGGAGGGCUUAGUUUCAGCUGAUUUGCCAGAUAUGAAAGUGGAGAGCAAAGACCUGGUGGAGGCUAAGAAGGUCAUAUCCUGAGUUCACUUCUCAUCCUCAUCUUUUGCUUUCCUUUGUUUCCGUCACAUGUUCUCAUCGCAAAAACCAGCUGCUGUUCUCAUGGCAUCGUCAAGGCCUGACCCUAGACCUCACCUCAGGUAUUGUCACAACAGACCAACUCAAACACGGUCAAGGACCAAACAGCAGCAGGUUUAUGUGAAAAAGGAGAUCUUUUCAACCCUCUCCUGUUCAACCCCCAUAGCCUGCAACACUUGAAUUCGGAAGAAACUUUUUUUUUUCGAUUUUCCUCAUCCGAAGUUGAACUCUCUUGAGUCAUUUCUGGGAGAAAGUGUAAAGAACAGUGGCAAACCAGUGAUCAAACGCAGCAGAAGGGAUGUUGCAACUUUUCUGCUCCUGUGUUAAUUUAACACCGAACACUUAAAGCUAUGUAUAUAUGUGUGUGUGUGUGUGUAUAUAUAUAUAUAUAUAUAUAUAUAUAUAUAUAUAUAUAUAUAU
This is a messenger RNA of Entelurus aequoreus (snake pipefish), 3985 nucleotides long. It is a transcript of the gene secisbp2l, whose product is annotated as SECIS binding protein 2-like. Gene Ontology annotation, biological process: selenocysteine incorporation. The record is from RefSeq and is a predicted model, not a curated record. Gene Ontology annotation, molecular function: ribonucleoprotein complex binding; selenocysteine insertion sequence binding; mRNA 3'-UTR binding. Lineage: Eukaryota; Metazoa; Chordata; Actinopteri; Syngnathiformes; Syngnathidae. The coding region runs from base 245 to 3511 and encodes 1088 amino acids. The transcript is spliced from 19 exons. Gene Ontology annotation, cellular component: ribonucleoprotein complex.